Molecule: messenger RNA, 2450 nt
Organism: Panonychus citri (citrus red mite)
Lineage: Eukaryota; Metazoa; Arthropoda; Arachnida; Trombidiformes; Tetranychidae
Gene: mrj
Product: dnaJ homolog subfamily B member 6-B-like
Exons: 4
Coding region: 252-938 (228 amino acids)
Molecular function (GO): Hsp70 protein binding
Source: RefSeq, a predicted model, not a curated record
UUUUGUCUCACUUUUAGUUGAAGUGUUUGAGGUUAAUAUUGUUUGUUAAUUCACUUAGGUAAUCAGGCUUAAAUCAUUAACGUUAUUAUUUCAGUUAAAGUAUCCCACCUUUUGAUCAGUUGAUUGCGACUGUAAUUACUGUGCAACAAUUAAAAGUAUUGGAUUUUGUAUUCUCUGUGUUUUUGUUAAUUCUCUUGUUCCAAUUUCUCUGUUUGUGUCUCUCUUUCUCUUCUCAUAUUAAAAAGGUAACAAUGGUUGACUACUACAAGGUACUUGAAGUCCAUAGAACUGCUACUGCAGUUGAGAUUAAAAAGGCGUAUCGGAGACUUGCUCUGAAAUGGCAUCCAGAUAAGAAUCCAGAGAAAAAGGAAGAAGCUAAAAGAAGAUUUCAGGAAAUUUCUGAAGCAUACGAAGUAUUGUCUGAUGACAAAAAGAAACAAUUGUAUGAUACAUAUGGAAAAGAUGGUUUAUCCAAUGGCGGUAGUCGUCACACUAAACAUGACUUCUCAACUUUCAACAGUCCAUUUAUCUUCCGUGAUCCUGAAUCAGUAUUCAGAGAAUUCUUUGGUUCAGAUCCAUUUUCCUCCUUCUUUGGUGGCGGUGGUAUGAAUGGUUCUCAUGGAAGAUCCAAUGGUCAUGCCAAUUCUGUUAACAAUCAUCAUUCAGAUCCAUUCUUUGAUCCUCUCAGAACAUUCGAUAUUUUCAAUGCUGGAUUUGAUUCCUCAUUUGGUCCAUUCGCUAAUUCCAGUUCCCAUAACUUGGCCGGUAAAACAGGAGUCAAAAGGACUCAAACCUCAACCCGUUUUGUAAACGGUAGAAAGAUAGAAACUAAAAAAGUAAUUGAGAACGGAGUCGAAACUGUUACUGUGAUAGAGGACGGUAUGCUCAAAUCUCGCACUGUCAAUGGUGAACCUCAAGCUGUAAAAUAUCAAUCAUAGAAAGGAGUAUAAAAAAAUUCCCGAAUUAUAAUUCAUUUAUUAAAUUCAUCGUACGAUCAUCACCAACUCCAUCAUAAUCAAUAUCAUCAUCGUCAUCAUCAUCAGCAUGAUCAUCAUCUAACAUAAUCAACUUAAAUCAUAAGUAUCAAAAAACACAACAACAAAAAACCAACACCACCACAAUAAUAACAUCGACAGCUACCAAUCGUACCUACGCAUCUACAACCAACACUCCAACCAACACACAUAUUAAGAGAUGAGAUGCAAGAAAAAAAAACAAAGAAUCAAAGACAUUCAAUGUUCUUGGAAGAACGAAAAUCUAUACCUGCCAAUCCCUCUCCUCCUCCUCUUUUCUUCUUUAUCCUCUUCUCAUUUUCUUAUUUCAUCUCUCUCAAAAUCUAUCCUCUUCAUCUUCUUCACUUGAUUGUCAAUCUUAAAAUUAAAAUUAGAGUUACUUAUUCUCUCUCUCUCUUUCUCUCUAUCUCACUAACUUGUAUUAAUAUGUUAGCUGUUGUUGUACCUUCACAAUUUUUUGUUUACAUUAACAAGAAAACCAUGUUACAACCACAAGUACAAUUUAAUUUUAUGUAUUUACUUAAACAUGAUUAAUUAACCAUGACACAGGAUAAAAAAAAGAGAGAGAGAAAAAGAUAUCAAACAGGAUAACAACAUAAUCCCCAAAUAACCAGUUAAUUUUUAAUCCAGUGACAUCAUUGAUUAUCCAUAAUGAUAAUUAUAAUCAACUGAACGACUUAUACACCAAGAUGAGAUUAUUAAGGAACCAGGAAAGAAGAGCAACCAGAUUAAAGAUAAUCACAAUCAGAGUAACAAUUAACGAUACCACACAUAAUCAUCUUGAAUGACCUUGAUGAUAAAGGACCCAAUCCAAUCUCACCCACACCAAUGAUGCUGAUAUUUAAUGGUAGAGACACACAAUUAUAAUUGUGUUACAACUCAAACAUAAUCAUUUCUGAACAUCAACAAAAAAAAAUCCAUUGUAAUUGUUUAAAAUUUUUAAUAGUGAUGUAAAAAAAUUACUCCAACUGUAGACAUUUGUACAGUUGGGCUUACAAUAUACACUGUAAUUUACUUAAUCAUUUUCUAGGGUUAUUCAACUUUACCCAAAUGAUUAAGUGAAAAUAGGAAGAGGAAGAAAAGGAAUCAGAAUGAAUUGCAAACUUAUAUAUUAGAUUAUUGUAGAUGAAGAUGAUUAUUAUCUUCCUCUUCAUGAUCAACAUCAUGAACAUCAUGAAACAAACUUAUAACCUAACUUAGUUUAAUAUACUAAAUUGUAAUUAUGAUUGACAUUGGGCAAAAAAAUCAACCAAGUGAAUUGUUUUCAAUCAUAUUUUGUUUUUUUUUGUUUUCAUCUGAUUUUCAUAUUCAUUAGAAUUAUCCUCUUACCAGUCAACUAAUUAACUCAAAUUGAUUGGCCAUCAAUCAUUUAACCUUUUUUUUUACCAAGGCCUCAAAUCUUAUAAAUAAUAAUUUAAAUUGUUCACAACAAAUCAA